AUGGCGACCGAAAUCUGUUUAACAAUCAGACUUGGGCAUGGACUAGAAUCCUUCAUUUUAAUGGUGGAUAAAACUGGUAAGAGUUAUCGCGUUCACUAUGGUGUAAGAACAUUUACGCUUUACACAGGGAAAAGAACUUGGACAAAAGAACAUUUCUUUGGUUUAAACACGUGGAAGUUUACCGAACGUAUGUCGUGGUAUUUAGUUGAUGUUUAUGUCUUCUUGACAGGUAAAUGCUAUGUAGUUUUAAUUUUACUUGAUAAAAGUAGACAUUUUGAUACAAUUAUGGGGCAAAAACUUUACAGUGAGGCAUAUUUCUUGAUAUUUCUCUCUAACAUUUCUUGAUGAGCAAAUCAAGCGCGAACGCGCGAGUGUCCCACGUUCUCGCUCCGCGAGUGGCCUUUGCUUACUCGCUAGAGAAUAUUCAGAAAGGUAAUCUUUCGAAUUUUCACUUGAAAAAACGUUUUUGCAGAGAAAUAAAAAGUGACAUGUCAAGUUAACCUGGAAAAGAUAAAUUUCCUUACUUCUUUAGGGUUUUAAAUUUAUCAUGCAUAAGACUAAGGAGUCAAUAAAUACGCUCCUAUUGGUACAUGAUAAAUGAGAGCCAAUCACCUGGAAUGUGCAUUUCCUUUAGUUUUGAACCGGCGGUCCUUCCUUCAUCCCUUUUUCUUUCCCCAAAUUCCUAGCCUGCGUAGCGAGCGUUUCCAGUCGAGUUAUAGCGCGAAAUUUGCAGGCUACCAAAUUCCCUCCCUUCCUAUCCCCUUUCGGCGCCUGCCACGAAUGGGUCAGCGGACUUUUUACCUAGUGAGCGGUCGCUAAGCCUUACAAAACAAGAUGGCGGGAAGAUCUACUUACCCUGGGGUUUUAUGUCACUUCAGUUUCGUUUACGGACUUUUCCUCGACAUAUGAUCGACCGACUGAACUGAUGUCUUGAGCUUCACAAUCAUCCUGUUGGGCAGGGCUCAGAGGUAAGUGAUUAAGACGAGAUAACUUUCCAGGAAUUCCCCCGGGAGGCACAGGUCAACAGGCUUAAACCUCGUCCAGUGUCAAAGUCCGUGUGAUCCUACGGUGUAAUUCUGUGGAGUUUACAAAAUUAAUUUUCAAAUAUUCACUAUAAUGAUCAUAGGUCACCUUUUUAGAUCUCUAAAUUAUUUUAAAGUUAUGUGAUAGGUCAGAGAAUGAUUUCUCAUGCACUCCAGGUAAAUGAAUUGUGGAUAUCAUUCAUUUUUCUCAUUUCAAUUUUUGCAAAUGAAGUUUGGGCUCGUGAGUUGGAGAACACUUCAAGAAAACACAGAACAGAGCGUGUUAACUAAUAUUGUCACAAAGUAAGAAAAUACGGUUGUACAGAAUAUCAUCUAAAAGAAACACAAACCAGUGCAUGCUAGGUUAUAUUAUCACAAAGUAACACAAAACAGAGAACGCUCUUUUGUGAGAUUUCAAGUAAACAAAGAACAGUGUGUACAGAUUAAUGUCAUCUCAAAUUAACUGAGAUUUUUAAAAACGUUUUCCACAAUGCAUCUAAACACACUAUUUUCGUUUCUUUUUAGGGGAUGAAGUGGAGUAGGGUGGAGGAUGGUAAACACUGGAGAGAAACUAUCUUAACUGGAUCAGAUUUUCUUAUAAAUGGGUGAAUCAACUCUGUUUGUAUUGUUGUUUUACUCUAUGAGUGACUGUGAACGCGUUUGCGCCAAGUCAUUUUAAUUACGUGUACGUGGCUCAUAUUGAAAGUCCAGUCUGCCUUUAAUGGAAAAGUUUUACUGUUAAAAAAGCUGGAGGUAGCUAGUUCACCAGAUCAUAAUCAGAAGCCAAACUUCCUGAGGGGAUUUUGGCAGGGAUCUUGGCCAGAAUCUUGGCAGGGACCAGUCAUUUUGUUACAAAUAACAUGUAGUCGUGGUGAGUCAUGGGACUCGGUCCUGGGACUCAUUUCAAUGUUAAAAAUCAUGAGUCCAAGUUAAGCACCAACGAGUCCCAUUGAAAAAAAAAACCAGUGAAUCCGAAAUUGAAAAUGCUUGGACCUUUACAUGUAUAGUGAAAUUAAAUAUACAUGUAGUCCUAAAAGGCCAAUAUAAAUAUGCAUUUCAUAUUGUUAUGCAUUACAUGUUUAUUAUAUGAACAGGAUAUUUCUACAAAGAUACAUGGAUAGAUAGAUUGCUCUUCAUGUCCUAUAGGAUGCAUGCUAUGAAUUAUAUUUCAAUUUUUAAGGUUUUUUUGUGUCAGGGUUUCAGGAUGCAAAGGUAAAAAAAAUAUCUGAGGGACCUUUGCGUGGAUCUUAUCAGGAAUCUCAACUGAGACUCUGUACAAGGAUCUUUGUGGGAAUCUUGACAAAAUUCCUGGUGCGGGACUUCGCCAAAGUCUUGGGGAAAAUAUUUUUGGCAACCUUGCCAUUAUUUGUAGCAGGGAUCUUGGCGAGAAUCUUGGCGGGGACUCUUUGUGUGGAUCUUGGCAAGAAUCUCGACUGGGAUUCCCUCAUAAUCAUAAUCAUUAGGCGUAAAGGGUAUAUUGUUGCUUUGGCUACCUUCUUAUAACAUUACAAGCCCCUGCAUUCUGGAAGUUAUUAUUAUUCCGCAGCAUCUCAUCCAGUUGAGUAUCCAUCAUUGUUAGUAAUACUUUUGCAGUCAACUAAUGCAGGGUUCAUAAAGCACUUAAUUAAAAUCAUGUUUAAACCCCCCUGGAGUUUGAGUCGAUAAAUUUGAAACACUUCUGACUUUCACUUUCAAUUUUGCAUAAAUUAUCAAAAAUUAUGUUAAGCGGGAAAUCUACCUAUGGUUCGCAGGAAACAAAACUUCUAUAAUGGCACAAGACAAAUGUUUUGAGAGUUGAAGAUGUGUUUAUGAACUAUUCACCAAGCGACGAAAGGAGAUCUUAAUGGCUUGGUAGCCCAUGCACAUGUAAUUGUAAUUUUGUCAAUCCAGGUUGGGUUUUUAUUCGCUCUAAAGUGCAUGUCUGGCACACUUCUCAAUACUUUCACAAUAUGUUGUGAUAGGUGAGUAGACUCAAGACUUACAGCCGUAGUAUCGCCAAGCCAUUCUUAUUUGUAUGCCGUAUGUUCUUUGUCUGAAAAUUCUAGCAAACAAACAUAUCAAAUAAAACUGAAUAGAAGAUGAAAUUGUCUUCCUUAACGCAGCCAGAUUAUAUUCUGCAGGACGGCGGCACAAUUCAAUGUGUCUUUCAGGUCAGCACUAAUUUAUACAUGAAGAAAUUGCAAUCUCCCUAUUUUUGCUUAAGCUUUCUUGGAUUAAACUUUCAUAAAAACAAAACAUCACAGACAUUCUCCUGCAUUCGCUGAGCAACCAUGAAUAACAUACUAUUGAAUUCAAGGAAAACCAAGGAUAUGUGGAUCUAGUGAGCCUGACCUUGUACAAAUGAAUGAUUGGUGUUUGGAGAGGGUAUCCAAGUUUAAGCUACUGGGGGUAUGGCAACAAGACAAUCUACAUGUAUGUUGGAAUUACCAUGUUGAACAGACAGUAAAGAAAGCUAGCAAGAGAUUUUAUUGCACUAAUGCCUUUGUGCUAAUGCUUUUAGUUUGCAACUCACCCAGGUAUAAACUUACAGCCACAGACACAAAAAAACAGCCGUCUUUCCUUUUGACCGAAAUAUUGUCGCUAGAAAUCGUAUGUGAUUCACAGAAUCUGUUAUACAUGUUUUCAUAGAAUCUGUAAUAUAAAUGCCAUGCUAUUAAGGGUUUCAUUUAUGGCAUUUGUGUCAUGGUCAAUACUCAGGUAUUGAUCAUACAUUUUGACCGCAUCUUCAUUAGGUGCAAUUAUUGAUUUACUGAAUUUUAAUUAUUUUUACCACCAUGGUUGUCCGUGAUUGGUGUAUUUUGAACCACGCCCAUUGUUUUUAAUCCAAAGCAUUGUUGGCAUUAUAAGAGGACGAAACUGUUCCCUCGGCGGUUCGUUGUGGUAGUCAAUGGCUGCUAUGUUGUAGGCAUCCAUGCUUCAGAAAUCUCAAUUCCACUGUCUUUAUUGAUGUGGUUAGGGUGACGUCUUAUGUGAAUAGCCUUUUUAACUUUACAAGAGUACCAGUGUUAUUAGUGUGUUCAGAAAGAAACUUAAAAAUCUGCUAAAGUUUGAGUUUGUGCAAGCGGUAUAUAUCCCUAUGGUGCAUCUUAAUCUGUUCAUGCAUGCACUUCCUAGUGUUUCACUAUUUCGUUAUUUUUGUAUCACGCCAUAUUAGUCCUCAUUCAUUUUUUUUUCAGUUGUUUUCAAAUGAGAUGUGUCACAAAAAGAAGGAUUUUAUGAAACAAUUUAAUUUACAGGUUUCAUGCUUUGAACCUAAGAGUAGAAAUGUUUUUCCAAUUUCCAUUCUUUCUUUUUUUUCCUACUACAUGUGGCAAGAACUUAGCAGUUAUUCUAUUUUAUUGCCAUAAAUAAAAAUAAAUGGUCAACAUUUUUAAAACUUUUAAAGAAAUCAGGGCACAAAAAUGGUGAUCUGUUUUUUAAUUAAACAUUCAUUUACAAGCAAACUCUUUUUAGCAUCCUGAUCUGAUUUUACAGGAUUUUUAGAGUACAUCUUACAAAUACUGAUAGGAUCCCCAUAGGAUCUUACAGGACUUUUAGAGUACAUCUUACAGGAUCCUGAUAGGAUCUUACAGAAUUUUUAGAGUAUAUCUUACAGGAUCCUGAAAGGAUCGUACAGGAUUUUUAGAGUAUAUCUUACAGGAUCCUGAUAGGAUCUUACAGAAUUUUUUAGAGUAUAUCUUACAGGAUCCUGAUAGGAUCUUACAGGAUUUUUAGAGUACAUCUUACAGGAUCCUGAUAGGAUCUUACAGGAUUUUUAGAGUAUAUCUUACAGGAUCCUGAUACGAUCUUACAGGAUUUUUAGAGUAUAUCUUACAAGAUCCUGAUAGGAUCUUACAGGAUUUUUAGAGUUCAUCUUACAGGAUCCUGAUAGGAUCUUACAGGAUUUUUAGAGUACAUCUUACAGGAUCCUGAUAGGAUCUAACAGGAUUUUUAGAGUAUAUCUUACAGGAUCCUGAUAGGAUCUUACAGAAUUUUUUAGAGUAUAUCUUAUAGGAUCCUGAUAGGAUCUUACAGGAUUUUUAGAGUAUAUCUUACAGGAUCCUGAUAGGAUCUAACAGGAUUUUUAGAGUAUAUCUUACAGGAUCCUGAUAGGAGUCUUGCAGGAUUUUUAGAGUACAUUUUGCAGGAUCCUGAUAGGAUCUUACAGGAUUUUAAAGUAUGUCUUACAGGAUCCUGAUAAGAUCUUACAGGAUUUUUAGAGUAUAUCUUACAGGAUCCUGAUAGGAUCUUACAGAAUUUUUUAGAGUAUAUCUUACAGGAUCCUGAUAGGAUCUUACAGGAUUUUUAGAGUAUAUCUCACAGGAUCCUGAUAGGAUCUUACAUGAUUUUUAGAGUAUAUCUUACAGUAUCCCAAUACCAUCUUACAGGAUUUUUCGAGUAUAUUUUACAGGAUCCUGAUAGGAGUCUUCCAGGAUUUUUAGAGUAUAUCUUACAGGAUCCUUAUAGGAGUCUUGCAGGAUUUUUAGAGUACAUUUUUUACAGGAUCCUAAUAGGAUCGUACAGGAUUUUUAGAGUAUGUCUUACAGGAUCCUGAUAAGAUCUUACAGGAUUUUUAGAGUACAUCUUUCAGGAUACUGAUGGGAUCUUGCAGAAUUUUUAGAGUAUAUCUUACAGGAUCCUGAUAGGAUCUUACAGGAUUUUUAGAUUAUAUCUUGCAGGAUCCUGAUAGGAUCUUGCAGCAUUUUUAGAGUAUAUCUUAGAGGAUCCUGAUAGGAUCUUAUAUGAUUUUUAGAGUACAUCUUAAAGGAUCCUGAUAGGAUCUUACAGGAUUUUUAGAGUAUAUCUUACAGGAUCCUGAUGGGAUCUUACAGGAUUUUUAGAGUACAUCUUACCGGAUCCUGAUAGGAUCUUACAGGAUUUUUAGAGUAUAUCUUACAGGAUCUCAAUAGGAUCUCACAGGAUUUUUAUAGUACGUCUUACAGGAUCAUGAUAGGAUCUUACAGGAUUUUUAGAGUACUUUUUACAGGAUUCUGAUGGGAUCUUACAGGAUUUUGAGAGUACUUCUUACAGGAUACUGAUGGGAUCUUGCAGAAUUUUUAGAGUAUAUCUUACAGGAUCCUUAUAGGAUCUUACAGGAUUCUGAUAGGAUCUUACAGGAUUUUGAGAGUACUUCUUACAGGAUACUGAUGGGAUCUUACAGGAUUUUGAGAGUACUUCUUACAGGAUACUGAUGGGAUCUUGCAGAAUUUUUAGAGUAUAUCUUACAGGAUCCUUAUAGGAUCUUACAGGAUUUUUAGAGUACAUUUUACAAAGUCCCAGAUGCAAUGCUAAAAUUCUGGUGAACUUGUAUUUAAAUUCCAAGCCUAGAACUCGGAGGGUUGUGAGUUCGAUUCUUACCUGGAGCUUGGAAAAUUUUUUGUGCUUUCUAAUGUUUGAAUUCUCCUUCUUCUUUCAUACAUUGUAGUGUAAUCUCAUCUCAAAGUAACAAGUGAAAUUUUGGAAAAUGUUUGCCUCAAUGCAUCUAAACACACUAUUUUUGUCUUUGUUUAGGGGAAUAACAGGGAUGAAACAAAGAAUUGUGGAGGAUGGCAAACUCCUGAGAGAAACUCUCCUAACUGGAUUACGUUCUUUUGUAAAUGGGUUAGUUGACUCUGUUUGUAUUGUUGUUUUAUUCUUUGAACAACUGUGAACAUGCGCACCCUAAGGCAUUUUAAUUACAUGGCUCAUAUUGAAACUCCAGUCUGCCUCUAAUGGAAAAAUUUCACUGUUAAAGUGCCCAUCACCUAAAAUUUUUUAUUUUCUUAUCUGAAACUACACUUUGUUAAAAUAACUUCUGCGAAAAAAUUUUGUGAUUUGAACCAAAGACGAUUUUUUUAGAAUUUUUUAAAACGUUCAAAUUUGCCGCCAUUUUGGCACACCAUUCGUCUUAGUCUUCUCUCUGAGUGUGACGUUUACGUGACGUACUUUAAGGAACAUGUGACCUUAUCGACAGGAAAACAUUAAGAGUUCUGAUAGGUUUUUCUUUUUCAGAAAAACUGUCUUCUUGCGAAGACAUUGUGAUUCAAUCCUUACCUUGUAAUUGAUAUUUUUUGUGUACAGCCGGUGAAGGCAAGGUAAUGCGAGUUCCUUAAUUUACGUCAUAUGUGAGCCUGGUAGUUUGCCUGAUCAGCGGCGCGGGUGUACCGCAAAAAUGUAGACUUAAAAAAUUGGUAAAAACAUCACGUUUUGUUCAAACCGGAAAAUUUUUUCGCAGAAGUUAUUUUAAUAAGGUAUAGUUUCAGAUAAGGAAAUAUAAAAUUUUAGGUGAUGGGCACUUUAAGGAAGUUGUAGCAAGUUCACCAGAUCAUAAUAAGAAGCUAAACUUCCUGAGGGGAAUCCUGCAGAGAUCUUGGCCAGAAUCUUGACAGGGAUCCACCCUUUGUGUGGAUCUUGGCAGGAAUCUUGACUGGGAUUCCUUACAAGGAUUCAUAGUGGAAAUUAUGAUAGAAAUCCCGGAGGGGAACCUCACCUCUCUGUGGGAAUCUUGCCAAAAAUUCCAGCAGGUAUCUUCGCUUUAUCUACCAGCCAUAUUUCUAAAUUUGUUUUUGACUAGGUAACUCAGAGUGUCAAUAAACCCAGAUAUAAAUUCCUGUUAGAAGAGUAAAACAUUCGAUGUCUCAAGAAAGAACACCUACAUGUAAAUUAGGAGGAAACUUUAUCAUGUAAACGUAUUUUCCUUUUUUAAGCGAAGAAAUAGCUUAGUUAAUUUGAAUGUGUUGGUGUUGUGAAACAAGAAAGUUCUAUGCUUAAUUUGCAAGCUAUUCCUAGUACCAUACAAACAUCUGUACAAAAUUAACUGAGCUAUUCAUUUCUCUGCUGGCUUCUUAACUAGUAAAAUUGUGUUCUAAUUUUUAGGCUUUUUUUCUGGAGGCAUUGAUCUGUCUUCUGCAUUGGUGGGAAUUUAAGUCAAGAAUGUUUAUUUUUAAUGGAGGUUUUCUCUGUGUUCAGUUUGAGGCACUCCAUUCAGCCCUAUCUUAAUGCAUUUCAAGAAAACUCCAGUCACUGUCUUUCUGAAAGUUUUCUGAAUAAUUUUGAUUGACGAGGGGAAGCUGAAAUUUCCAGUAUCCUUCUUAGAAAAAGUUAAUUGUAUCACCUUAACACAGCUUUUGUCUCCAUUUAAAGGAAUAUCAGGAUUGGAAUGGAAUGGAAAAAUUGGAGGAUGAUAAACACCAGAAGGAA
This is a messenger RNA of Porites evermanni, 8180 nucleotides long. The record is from the annotation of a GenBank genome assembly. Lineage: Eukaryota; Metazoa; Cnidaria; Anthozoa; Scleractinia; Poritidae.